Messenger RNA from Paramecium primaurelia, 5053 nucleotides. Lineage: Eukaryota; Ciliophora; Oligohymenophorea; Peniculida; Parameciidae. The record is from the annotation of a GenBank genome assembly.
AUGAAUUCAAUAAUAAUAAAAAAAAAAUUAAGCACUUUAUACGUGACUAUUCGAGAAUCAAAAUCACAAAGUUAUUUGAAUCCAUUUAUUAUUUGGAUUCUGUAUGUUGGAACAAGACUAAGUCUUAUAUUAAGAGUAGAUCAAUUUAAUGGAUAAGUAUACCAAGUAUUUAUAAUUUUUACAAUUUAGGAUAAAUAAUUGAUGCUAAUAAAGAACAUAAUCAAUUGGUUUCACUUCUUGACACCAAUCAAAUCUAUAGAGGUGGAUUCAUUUGAAUCUCUUAUUGUAAUUUUAAUUGCUGUAGUUCAUUGGUUAUCUUCUUUGAUCACACUAUUUAACAAUAAUUAGGUGAGAUUUUUCAAUUAAUUUCAAAACUAAUAUUUUACAUAUUUGCAAAUGUUAUAUCUGUAUCCAUCUUUUAUACAUAUUCAUUAAUUAUAAUACAUAAAUGAGAAUUAAAUCACAGUUAUUAUUAUAUGCAUAAUACCUAUUAUUUUAAAUUACUCUAUAUUUACAUAUAUUUAAAGGAAUUAUUCAUUACCAAGUAAUAACCCUUUUACAAAAAGAUAUCGUCCAUACAAUUACUUAGUAAAUUUAACAGAGAUAAUAACUUUGGUAUUAAUUCCUUAUUUUGAUGAAAUAUUUUAAUCAAUAUUUCUACUGAUUUAAUUCCUAAUUCAAUUAUGUGAUUCAAUUUUAAACUAGCCAUUCCCAUAAUAAAUGAAUUUGAAUUAUUGCAUUGGAUCAUCAAUACUAUUCUAUUGUUCUAUAUUUAAAUGUUUAAGUAUUUACUGGACUGAAAUGGAGUUCUUGUAUUUUUGUUUAAUUUACAUUCCUUUUUUAACUGUUAUAACAAAGAAGUUAUUAAAAUUAAUAUAUGAAUAAAAUUUAGAAGAUAAAGAUUUAAAUAAAUUUUUAAUUCUAUAAAUUAUAGAUGAAUAUCAUUAAAAAAAUAAUAACUUUACACAUAUAAAGAUUUUAUACAUUCUAAGAACCAGAUAUUAAAUAUUGAGUAAUAAAAAUAUGAGAUCUGAUAUAUAAUUUAAUGAUUAUAUUUUUAUAAUGUUUAAUAGAUAUAUAGAAUAAUUACCAAUACAAGAGAAAUAUAAAGAUGAAGAUUUACAUACUUAUAAGAUUUAGUUUCUUUAUUAUACUUAUGAUAAAUAAAAUUUAGCUUAUAUAUAAAUAAAAUAGUUUUAAAUAUAUUAAGAAUUUUAAAGUCUUUACUUUAGUAUAUUAGAAGGAUUUUGUUCUGAAAUAAUAUAGAAAAGAAUAAAAAAACAAAUCUAAUAACAGUAAGGAAGAUUAGAAUUAUAAUAAAUAAGAUAAAGUUAAAUGUUAUAAGAAAAAUGCUAAUCAAUUAUUGUAUAGAUUUUAGAAUAAAAAAUAAAAUAUUGGGAUUAAUUAUUAAAUGGUUAUGAGAAUAUUGAAUAAUUAAGUGAUGUUUCAGUUAGUUUAAGUUUAAAAGUAGAUAAUUUAAAGACUAUAGUAUUUAAGGAAUUAAAUAUUUAAAUAUUCACUUUAUAGAAAGAAUUGUUUAGAUUAAAUUUAAUAGAUUUACGUUUAUUAUCUCAAAUAUUUGCAACAGUUUUAAAUGAUUAUCAUAUAACACUUUAAAUUGAAUAAAGAAUAGAAGAACUUCUUAAUUUGGAGAGAAAUAUUUCAACUAGGAAUAUUCAAAAUAUUGGAUUAUUAAAUGAUGAUGUUAUUAUAAUUCCUGUAAGUAUGAUAAAAAAUCAAGGGUAGAUUUUAAGUAAAAAUAAAUAGAAAUUAUUCAAAUUCUUUAAAUUUUUAAAUGAUGAUUCAUAUCAAUAAAUAUCUCAUAUCAAUUAAAUUUUACCAUUAUAUUUGUAAACUAAACAUGAUAAAUUUUUAAAUAAAUUUCUUUAAACUGGAGAAUCAUCAUUAUUUAUUAUCAGUUAAGAUAUAUAUCCAAUUUAUAAUUCAGGGUUUUCUUUUAGUGCUACUCUUUAAUUGAUCCCAUCUUAUGAUUAAAUGGAUGAUUAUAUAUUGUCAGCAGUUUUAAAGAGAAGCACAGAAAAUUACGAUUUUAUUUUAUUUGAUGAAACUGGUAAAAUCUUAGGUUUGACAGAAUCAAUUCAUUAAAUUUUAUUAUACAAUACUAAAUCAUAGAUUAUAGAUGGAUUAGAUAACAAUAUAUUAAAAUCUUAUAUAUAUUUUUGGUUUAGAGAUCUUUUACUUUUAAUAAAUGAUUAAUAAGAUGUAUUUACUGGAUAAUAAACAUAAUAAUCUGCUUUAAAUAUAUAAACUACUAUUAUUCAACCAAUAAAUAAUUUAUAAUCACUUAUUAAAGAUCAUGAAACUUUUAGAAAAUAACAUUUUUUAACUUAAACACAUACUAUGAAAACAGAAUAAGAUGUAUAAACAGAUUAAAAAAAAUAAGUUAAAAUUACUUGUUUUGAAUAAAGUUAUGUUAAUUAAACAAAUGAAUUUAUAAAUGAUUAAUUGCUUAAAAUGCAUUAGAAUUCUGUUUAUUUUUAAGUUACAUUUAUGGUACACUUUUAAAGAAUGUAGGAUUGUCAUCCAAUCUUUCUUUUAUCUAUUUCUGAAUAUUUAUAAAAAGAAUAGAAAUAUACAGGAACUUAAAGUGCUUAUAGUUCUUUGAUUAAAACAAGAACUUAAUUAGGAAUGAAAAGUGAAUUUUAAAUACAAACUGAGUAAGAUAUUGAUGAGUUACAUUAAGAAUUUUUAAUAAAUUAAACUAUUAUUAAUAAAUUAUUAAUUAGAGAUGGAUUACCAAAUUCAAGAGAAUUAGAUUAAAAAGAGGAUGAUUCAAAUAUUUAGAAUAUAAUUGAUAGGGAUUAAAAAGAAAGUAAUUUAAUUUCUCCUAGAUCAAACAGAGAAAUAUUAAUUUAAAAAGGUUUAAUAGAAGAAGACUCAGAUUAUAUAAGAGGAAAUGAAUCUAAUAUCAUUAAAAGUAGUUCUUAAAAAGAUAUAAAAGAAAAUAUUUAAUAAGCAAUUUUACAAGAAUAAAAUAUUGAUUUUGCUCAUGAAAAAUAAUCUAAAUCUAGUGCUACUUCUGAUAAAACAUAAAAUUCAAUAUAUAAUUUAAUGAGGAAAUUAUAAUAUACUUAAUAAUUUUAAACUUCCAUAAUAAAUGCUAUUUUCUUAACUAAUAUAUUAACAGUAUUUUUGAUUAUCAUUGUAAGUGUAGAAUUAUCAAUAGUUAGAGAUCAUACAAAUUAAUUAGAAUAUAGUAUACCUUUAGUUAGAGUGCCUUAAAGAUUUAAUAGAUUAUAUUGUACUUUUCUUACAGUAGGACAGUUAGAAUUAUAAUCAAAAUUAUUGAAUUAAUCUUAUGGUGAAUAUUAUGAUUACAGAAUUAAAAAUGAAAGUGCUUCAAAACGUGCUGAAAUUUAAUCUUUAAUGACAGAAAUCUUAAAUGAAUUUUCAUCGAUGGAGCAUAUGCAAUAAUUGCCAUUAAUGGAAAUUAGAAUAAUUAAUGAAUAUAUAUAUUUACAGUAGAAUGCUAGUAUGAUAGAAUUUGAUAGUUUAGUAAAUGAAUACACUGAUUAAAUAAAUUAAUAUCUCUAAAAUAUUGAUGAAAAUACUGAAAAUAUUAAAUAAGUUUAAAUUCUUUUAUAAUUUUUAAAAGGCAAUUUAAUCAACUAAUUGGAUCUUACAAUAGCAAUUGUUAAUUAAAUUGAAGACAAUUUCUAUAAUCUUAUAUCAAUAAAUCAUAUGGAAGAAUUAAUAUUUUUAAUAAUAUUUCUUUUGACUAUUAUUGCAAUGCUAAUUUUACAAUUUAGAUAAUGGUUAUAACCAUACAAAUAUAUGUAAACAAUUUUAUUAUUAAUUGGUAAAAUAUCAGAAAGAGACAUAGAAUUAUCUGGAUCUAGAGUAUAUUUUCUAUUAGAAAAACUCAAUCGUAACAAUUCAACUUGGAAAAAUAUUAAUUAUUUUCGUGAUUUCUUUUGGUAAUCAAAGAGAUCUACAUCUUAUAAGACUUUAAGGAUAUCAUCUUCAGAAACAACAAAAAAUAAAAAUAAUGUAAAAAAUUAAUAAUAAAGAGCUAAAUAAACAUCUCGUAUUUAAGAAACUUCAUUUUCAAUUAAAAAUAUUUAAAUAAUUCUAUUGCUUCUUUGUUUAUUAUUAUCAAGUUAUGCCAUAUCUGCAUUUGUUAUUAUGUAAACAAAUAUGAAUAAUAGUCAACCAGAACUUAAUAUAGCUAUGGAAUUUGUUAAAUUUAAAUAAGAUCUUGAUGGAGUAAUGAUUAUUUGUUAAUUAUUAAAAGUUUAAUAGAUUUUAAUUGAUGAAACUAUGGCUAGUGGAAUAUUCAAAAUGAAUCCAGAAUUAAAUACAAGAGAUAAAUACUUUUAAACAUUAUCAACUGAAUUAUUAGCUGAAUUUUCACCUUUAAUAAUUGAAAUGGAUAAGAUUUAUUCAACAAUUUAUAAUAAUGUAAUAGAAUCAAAGAAAAUAAGUGAAGAAAAUAAAUAAUUAUUACUAAAUUUAUAUGAAAAAGAUCUUUGUGAAAUUAUCCCAACAAUAUUACCUUUUUGUGCAUAUGAAAAUGAUCAAUUUCUUUACUUUCCCAACUUUCCAGCUGCCAGUUCUAAUUUAAAUAAUAAACAAAUUUAUAAAUAUGGAAUUAAUGGAAUUUAUUAAUAGUAAGAUUUUUAAUAUAUAUAUUAGAAUUAUAUCAAUAUUUAAUACACAUUAUUCAUAGGAAAUAAGUGGAUUAAAGGAUACUAAUCUUACUAAUAUUAAUUAAUUUCUAUAAAGUCCUGAAUAUGUUUAAACAAUAUUACCUUACUUUUUUGAUUUAAGUUAUGCCAUUCUUUAAUUCUAUUACACUAUUAUAUAGGCAGCUCUAGAUAUUUUAGAAAAUGAUUAUUAAAUGGUACUUUAAUUUUAUAUAAUUGCUGGUGUUGGAUGCAUUAUUAUAUUAUAUUUAGUAAUUAUGUUAAGAGCAAUUACAUUAUAAAAAAGAGUUCGUCUUAUUAGAUAAGUAUUAAUUGUUAUACCACAUGAAUCAUUAUAAGAUUAAUCUAUACUGAAUUCUAUAAGGAAGAUUGAUAGAAACCUAUGA